AUGGGUAUCUCGCGUGACUCGAUCCAUAAACGCCGGCUUACGGGCGGCAAGCGUAAGAUCCAUCGGAAAAAGCGCAAGUAUGAGCUUGGUCGGCCACCGGCGAACACUCGUCUGGGGCCGAAACUUGUUCGCCCGCUGCGUGUGCGGGGCGGUCACUUCAAGUUCCGAGCACUCCGGCUGGAGAUGGGAAACUACAGCUGGGCGUCGGAGUGUGUGACGCGAAAAACGCGCAUCCUUGGCGUCGUGUACAACGCAAGCAAUAACGAGCUGGUGCGCACGAAUACGCUGGUCAAAGGCUCCAUUGUCCACAUCGAUGCAACACCGUUCCGUACGUGGUAUUUUCAGCAUUACGGCAUUGAUCUGGGCAAGAAAGCGGUAAGUUCUGCAGACGCCACAGACGGCACCACCACGGAAGCGAAACGCAGUGCUAGCGUAUUGGCAAAGCUGGCAGCACGACAGGCGAAGCGCUCACUAGAGAAAGCACUCGAGGAUCAAUUCAACUCGGGUCGCUUGCUGGCGUGCAUUGCAUCGCGGCCGGGGCAAUGUGGCCGUGCUGACGGCUACAUCCUCGAGGGCAAGGAGCUCGAGUUUUAUCUAAAGAAACUUGAGAGGAGGAAGAAGACCAAGUAA
Cyanidioschyzon merolae strain 10D is the source of this 630-nucleotide messenger RNA. RefSeq names its product 40S ribosomal protein S8. Gene Ontology annotation, biological process: translation; maturation of SSU-rRNA from tricistronic rRNA transcript (SSU-rRNA, 5.8S rRNA, LSU-rRNA). The record is from RefSeq and is a predicted model, not a curated record. Gene Ontology annotation, molecular function: structural constituent of ribosome. The coding region runs from base 1 to 630 and encodes 209 amino acids. The transcript has a single exon. Gene Ontology annotation, cellular component: cytosolic small ribosomal subunit; ribosome. NCBI's taxonomy places the organism in Eukaryota, Rhodophyta, Bangiophyceae, Cyanidiales, Cyanidiaceae.